Messenger RNA from Paramormyrops kingsleyae, 2676 nucleotides. RefSeq names its product cilia and flagella associated protein 221 (gene cfap221). Gene Ontology annotation, biological process: motile cilium assembly; cilium movement. Lineage: Eukaryota; Metazoa; Chordata; Actinopteri; Osteoglossiformes; Mormyridae. The record is from RefSeq and is a predicted model, not a curated record. Gene Ontology annotation, cellular component: 9+2 motile cilium.
CUUUGGCUAAGGGAAUAAUUAUACUGCCUGCCUCCUUGACGUGACUGCAUCAACCUCCAUCUUCUCCACUUCCUCUGGAACUCGUGUUGCACCUUGCAGGAGAGGGCCAGAGUCCAGGAAGCAGGAUUGGAGGCGUCUGGCAGAUGUGUCUGCUCCUACCACUGUGGCAGUUCUCAUCCAACAGCCAGAGAAAAUGCAGUCAAGGCAUCUCCAUGAGGCCAUGUCACAAAUCAUGAUGGGGUCCCAAAGAAGACAGGUGAAAGAAGCUGCGUUUGAAAACAAAGUUCAUCAGGAUGUCCUGGAGGAGAAAGCUAAUCAUCUAGCAUGGCAGGUUCACCGUGGGAAGGACCCUGUUUCCCCACAAACCAAAAGGCAGAUUUUGGAGGAAAGAAAUAUUGUGAAUCGGGAAUUUAAGGGAGAAACUGGUCAUGAGGAAGACUUUGUCAGGAUCCAGCCUUGGCUAUCUACAGGACGUGUUCAGCGAAGUCAAGACGAGCUUCCUGUCUGUGUUCCACUGUACCCUGUCUACCACAAGAGCUCCUUUGAAACCAGACACAAAGGUCGUUGCCUUUUUCAGCAGGCAGCACGUAAGGUUCUUCUUCGCUGCCGUAUGGAGUGCAUGCUUGCAUCUCUGAGGCCAGUAGUUCAGAGUAUGAAGAGACUGUCCAGUGCAAAAGCAGGAGUCAUCUCCCUGACCCGAGUUCCAGAUGAGAUGGAAGUUCCACUAAAAUUGUCCCAAGAUAACUUCCUCCCAUUUACAUUUCCUUUGGAAAUUCUCCCCAGCCAGGAUACAGCUGCUUUGGGUGUUGUGUCUGUGACGCUUAACAACGCUCAGCCUGAAAUUCAUAUUCCCUUCUUCCGGCUGAAGGUACCUCUUCUAUACAAGCUGAAGGGGUAUAAACCAGUCUCUGCCUUUGAAGCCUUCACAAGCUUUGUUCCCCAAAGCCUGGCAAGACCACUAAGAACUGGAGCUCAGGAUGAGCUCUUGCCCCCAGUAAUCAGGCCUUCUGAGUAUGACCUUGAAGACCAAGAAAAGAAUGGGACUUCUUCAUUAUUGGAGGGAAGUUCUUACCUGACAUUUACAGCCCCUACAGCCAUAUUCUGCUCUCCAGAUGCACACCCACUUAGAGUCUUUAACCCUGCCCCAGGACUACAUGAAUUCAAGCCACCACUCCCAUAUCUGGAAAGCGAACUUGAUUUCUACCUGUGCCCACUUCUGAGGGGCAUCUCUGCCAAGGGAACAGGCAACACUUAUUCACUUAGAAGUCAGAAGAAAUUCUUGGACAAAAUGGUAAAUCUCAAAGAGCAGGAAGUAAUCCGUGGUGUGAUGACUUGGAAAAAGUUUGAGUCAGCAGUUUUAUCAACUCUGUCCAGCAGCUCCCCUGAGACCACUGCUUGGGUCCCAUGCAUGUCUGACCUCUUUAAUGAAGAUAUACUCCCUGCAAUGGCACCUCCUCCAAUGGAAAGAAUACCUGAGGAUCUGAAGGAGGAUUUGCAAGAUGGGCUGAGCACAAAUGUGGGUUUUACCUCUGCGAUGGUAAGAGCUAAAUUUCCUCUUAUUGAAAGACACCAGCCCAGACAACUCAAACUGGAAACAGUUAAAGAUGAAAGCACCUUCUUUUUGCACAGAAUAAAGAAACACCAACAACUAGAACCAAGAUCUCAAACAAGUAAUCUGGGACCUAGAGUGGAGGCGAGGCUGAGCCAAAUGAAGGUCAUGGUGACUUCAUCUGUGAAUUAUUAACCUAGGAGUGAAAAAGGUUGUAUCUACAGACACCAUGUGUGUGCGCUAGAGAAUAUAUACCUUUCCUAGUGGCAUAAUUGACAUAUCAUCUUGGAAAAAAUAAAUAAAUAUUGAUAGGCAUAAUGUAUAUCACAAUGUAAAUUUUGUUAAUUUAAUUUAACAGUAUGUUGACAGUUGACAUGUUAUUGUUGUCUUGUGUAUUGCAAUGCAAGAUCAUCUCACAGAGGUUUCAUCUACCAGCUGUCUAGCAUACAUAAAAAUAUAAGGAUUCAUGUAUAUUCAUGUGUUACGUGCGGAGCCCGUAGCUGCACUCCUUGUGUGUGGGUUAUGUGUGUGUCUGCAUGUGCUGUGCACGCACACUUCAGUUGUUUUUGUUAAAAGGGACAGUGCUCAAUACUCUGGCAGACAAUCAUAUCCAGCCUGCUUCUGUCACCCAAUCGUCGCACUAAUCUGUUCACAUUAUGCAUCUCCAUCGGCCAACCAUCGUGCUGGAGAGGAGGAGCUGCCGUCUUAAAUCUUGCCCGGGAAGCCUAGGGAGGAGUUAUGGCUAUUUUUCUGCUGCAUGCCAUUUGUUAUAUUCACGUUUGUCAUGGCUUGUUGAGUUUUGGUUUGGAGGACUGGACAGGGAAGCAGGGGCGCACCUAUAUAUUGCACAAAGUAGGUUCAACCCUGUGUUGAGACGCCCUAGGUAAAGGGGCGGGCGCAACCUCCUCUGUUUUAUGUUUUCAUAGGUAAGGUUAGAAUAGUUGGACGAGCCUUGUUAGGGAAGCUGUUUGGUUUUAUUGUGUUCUUUCUUUUUGCGCCGUCCACAGUCCAAUUCCCCUCUCCUUUUUUUUUGCGAGUUUUGUGUUUAAUGACCUGCAUUGUUCCCUUUGUUUUUCCUUUGACAACCGGUUGUGUAUUUCCGGUGAAAUAAAUUUCCUUUCUUUUAC